Suillus plorans is the source of this 3240-nucleotide messenger RNA. RefSeq lists its product as uncharacterized. Lineage: Eukaryota; Fungi; Basidiomycota; Agaricomycetes; Boletales; Suillaceae. The coding region runs from base 372 to 2843 and encodes 823 amino acids. The transcript is spliced from 6 exons. The record is from RefSeq and is a predicted model, not a curated record.
AGAAAUCCGUCUCUGCUGCCGUUUCAUCUGCGAAGCAGUCGCCCAUCCAUACACUCUCAUCUUCAUUCACAUCUCCCCCAGCAAAAGACACCUCCACUCCAAAAGACGCCGUACCCAGAGAUGCGCCUGUCUCGCGGCGUCUUGACAUUUCGCUCCCCUGGUCUUCCAAUUCUCGUUCUCCUUCCCGUUCCUCAGUAUCCCGCUCGGUCUCCCGCACACGAUCGAAAUCACAACCCAAGCUCCGCUCACCCUACCCUCACACGGAUGGAUGUCGCCAAGGACGGAAGUUGUCCACUGUACAAGGAUCCCCUGUUGUUAAGGGCGCAAAGAAGCUCGGACCUGCCCCCCUCAGUCCUGUCGAUACUCAGAACAUGAGUGGUAACACGAGCAACAACUCUGGGUUGUUCUCGCUCAAUUCGCUCACGCCAGUUCGGAAACCGCUUGGACCGAAUGCACCUUCAAAUCUCGCUCUCAGAGACAUGGAAGGUGGUAGAAAGAAGAGCGCGAGGACAGGGAGGGAAAACACGCCACGUGCAAAAGAAAACACGCCAAUCACGGAUAGCAAAGGCAACACCCCCCAAAACAAAGGAAAUAGCACACCCAAAAUGAGCGGUCGUAAACCUCGUUCGCGUUCUCGAGCGGGUGUAUUGGCAGACCUGACGGGUUUUGCGAAGAAUGUGGAUUUGGGUGCGCAUGGGUUGCCGAAGGCGAGGGCGAAGGGGACUUUGAGGAGCGUUUCGGACUUGAGGAAUGUUUCGAAGACAGAUGUUAGGAGCGCGUCAAGGCCGGACCUUCGUAAUGCAUCGAAGACGGACGUUCGAAGUGUAUCACGGACCGAUGUCAAUGUCGCACAGAACACGUCGAGGACAAGUCUGAACGAGCACCACACCCCCAAGGCUUCUGCUGCAGACCUCGCGAACGUAUCAACAACCGUAAAUGUCAGCGGCAUGGCCGAUACCACGUCCUCGACCGUAGGCAAAGGCAGCGUACGUGACCGUAUGCGCGAGUGGGAGCGCGAACGCGAACGGUUGCGGGAGAUGGAGAGACUGACGGAGAUGCAGCGCGAAGCUGAGUCCAUUAUGACGUCAGCCAACGGAAACAUUAACGAUGAUGAGACGGAGUUGAGUGACGAAGAGGUGGAGUGUGCGAUUCAAAGGGAGGAGGUUCAGGAGGCACGUCGUUCCCCCAUUCCGAGCGGGCAGAGGAGUCCCGUGAAGAUGCACGUCAAACACGAAGUGUCGACAGAGGAGACAGAUAGCGAGAUUGAUGCGAAUGUUACGAGCUAUCGUGCGGAUUUGAGCUCAGAGCAUAUAGAGAUUGCGAGAAUAGGCGUGAGGGCGAGCGCGCAGUUGUUGGAGAUGAGCAAAGGAAGUGUUUCGGUGCUUGGAAUAGACAGGAGCUAUUCAGCGUCGACGGCACCUGCUGAAUGUAACCUCCCAAGUGAAAUGCGUCGGGCGAGUGAGUCUGGAUUUGUUGGACUUAAACACAGCGUGAAAGCUUCUAUCGAUAAAGGCGUUCGGAUGUACAAGUCCUCGACGCUUGGCCAAAUCACGAGUGGUCGUACGACACCUGUGUGGUGUGCUUCUCCGGAGCCCAUUGAGUUUGAACAGCGCCGCUCGGGUGAAGCUGGGAGAUUCAGCUAUGAGGAUAUUCGCCCAGAGGAUUCCGCUGAGAAGGACCGAGAGACAGCUAUAGAUCGAAUGAAUCUCUGGAUUCAGAAUGUUGAGAGAGUCGUUGAGGAAACGCGCCAGAACUUUGCUUUUGCGUCCACCAGCAUCACGCCGCCUCCUGCGCUUCCGCUCUCGCCGCCCAUUUCACGUUCUAGUUCUCAGGCGCUCAAUGCCAAUAUGUCGCGUUCAUCUUCGCGCCUUCCAAGGCGCAUGCUUGCUGCGAAUGAGAUAUUUUGUAAUGACCCCAAUGCGCCGCUGUCCCCAGGACGAUCGGCACUCGCGGAUCAGAGCAACUCGUUCUCGGGGUAUCUCUCUCCUGAUGACUCUGGGUUCACCCAGCGUGCUGGUGUGCCUACCAUUAAUGUGCCUGCUCAGACUCCCCGACGCCAGCGUCGUGCCACCAUCUCGACGCGCUCGCCCAAGGCCGAUGAAAAUGACAUGGAUGGUUUGGGCUCGCCGUCGAAGAGAAGGGAGAAGUCACGGUCUCAGGGAAAUUUAGACAGGCACAUCAGACCUAUUGAUAAGCUAGAGUUUGAUCUUACGAGAGAAACAGUAGUAGCGCCUACGCCACGGUUGUCUGCAGUAUUGGAUCGGAAGAUGUUCAUCGCGCCUCCAUUCAUGCCAUGGUCAGGUGAUGUAGAUGGGACUGACAUGCAAACACCCCACCCGAUCAGACGACGGUCAAUUCUGUUCGAUGACAGUGAUAUUACUGCGUCUCCUUUCCAUGUGGAACCUUAUCCACCGCGCAAGUCUGGGGAGCAAAUGGUCAUCAACUCACCUGAUCAACGUCGUGUGGAAGGUGUCUAUGACCGCUUCCUCAUGUCUACCACAGGUGUCAAGCGCGUCGGCAAGGGAUACCAAUCUGAGAACCUCCAACCUGUUCCUACUGCGUCCUCCACUUUGGAAUGUAAACCAACAAACAGCAAUCCGCGUAACUUCAAGGUGUUUAAUUCUUCUCGACGGACGAUGCCUCAGCCGGUGUCUAGUGAUGACAUGUGGGGCAAUACAUCUGUGGAUGAGCUUGGUGUUGUAGCUUGCAGUGCAAGCACAUCACGCUCGUCUAAGGAGGAUGGCAAGAACACUGCUACUGCUGCAAUCGUUCUCCGCGCGUUCAAGGCGAUAGUGCCUGGAAGGACAGUCUCCAGAAGAUUGUCCCGCACUAUUGUUGGCUGAUUCUAAUGAGUAUAUUUAUUAUUCAUUUGGUUUCUUUAACUUCCUCAUUUUCACUUCUCAUUCAUCCAUUACGCUCGCAUUACUUGCUUGGUUCUAAUUUCUGGGUGCGCAUGGUUGCCGUUCCCCAUGUCAUUUCUCUGUCACCAUGAUUAUUCCCUCUUUUGGAGCAUACAUACCCUUCCCGUCAUCAAGUUUUCAUUGCUCUUAUAUAUUGCUAUUGUCAUGAUUUAUCCUCUUUCACAUUACCCGCACCUUCGAUCACCCUCAUGCUCACGUCAUUUUCACGAUUUUGCAUCACGCACUUCAUGAACGUCUUGGUUAUUGCUUUUUAUGCUAUAAUUUCACCUCUCGCAAUGUUGUCGCAUUUUUCCUCGUGAUACUUCGCGGCGCCUUCAUG